Molecule: messenger RNA, 3256 nt
Organism: Microbotryum saponariae
Lineage: Eukaryota; Fungi; Basidiomycota; Microbotryomycetes; Microbotryales; Microbotryaceae
Source: the annotation of a GenBank genome assembly
AUGGACGGGCAGCCGCCGGCUCGGUCCGAGCUCGACGCGUCCAAGCCCAACACGAUCGACCGCACCGGCCGCACCCGCUCCUCCUCCACCUCGGAGCGCGCUCAGUCGACGAAGCCCAUGCGAAACGAUCAAGCACCCGACGCCGAAGAUCAAGACGACGGCCAGGAGCGUGACGACGAGGACGCGGUGAUGCCGCCUGCUACUGCUGCUGCUGCUGCUGCUGCUGCUGCUGCUGCUCAAGUCGUCGUCGAGGAGGAUCUCGGUCAGGUCGUCGCGCCCUCUACGCCGGCUGAUUCAUGGAGGGUGGCGGUCAGUUCAGCAUGACCGUUGAUGCGAAGAUGAUCGACGAUCGCAUUCUCUUUCCCGAGAGAUCUGGCUCUCCAGCUUCGUGGAAUGGUCGACUAACCCGCGUUGCUCCCGCUCCGCCCCCGCCCCCCCUCACCCGCGUCGACAGUACAUCUACGCCUACCUCGUCAAAUUCACGGACCUGUACCCAUCCGCGACACCCACCAAAAAGUCGCUGCUGCUCGACAUCAAGUCCUUCGAGGACGCGCUCCUCGCCUCGUCCCCACCUUCGACCUCUUCGCUCCGGCGCGACCCCAGAACGGGCCUGCUCCAAUCCGACUACCGCCCAGCGUCCACGAUCCACCGUGCGACCUGGUUACCCUCCGAGAUCACCCAAGCCGAAUACGAAUACGACCAGCUCGUCGCCCAAGCCCAACUCGACAACUUGCCCCCGCCACCGUACCCGACGACCGGUCCCCUCUCGACCGAAUCGUACGAGAUCGCUGCACCGCCCAAGUCCGCGCUCUUGAUCGAGAUCAUGCAGAGCUUCUACGACAUCAUGGGCUACUUUCCCGAAUUUUAUAACCCCAAGGAUAGGAAGGGUUGGUUCGCUUGGUGCGUCAGGUUCGUGAAUACCAGAUUGGGUUCCGGGCCGCUCAAGGGGGGCAUCGGGUGGGAGGUCAAUUUGAUGAGGUCAGUACGGCGAAAAUGGGAGCGAACAUACACGAGUUGGAGAGUCUCGGCGGUGAUUGAUGAUGUGUGGGGGGUUGGUGGCGCGUACAGACGCGUCGGAGUCAAGAUCGGCCGAGAGGACGAAGGCAAUUUCUGGAGAUUGAAAUGGGAGGAAAAGGUACACGUCGAGCUUUCUCCAACCCUCCUUUGAGUAACGGCAGAUAGCUUACCCUCUCGAUCUACCUCGCUCUAGGUGCACGUGAUUCAGCACAUCAUCGACUACCUCUUGACCUACGGUAAAGCGGUUCGAAGGGAGAUCAAAGUCGCUUAUGACAAGUCAGUUUCCCCCCUCCCUACACACCCAUCCUUUCACACGGCCCUCUGACAACGCUUACGUUCUUCUUCCUCCUCUCGCAGUGAGCGCGAUCCCAAAGACGUGCAUUACGAAUCCUCUUCCUCAUCCGAAGACGAAACCGACGACGCUUUCAUAACCGAUAUCGCCGACGCCGACCCAACGCAAGAAGAGCCCGAAGCGUUGAACGCGUUGGCUUUCGAACCACUCGGAACGACCUCGACGAGAACGAUCGCUUCAUUCGAAGAGGGAGGCGAUGAUGGUGUGGAGGUGAAGGAGAGUUUGAUGAUGAUUUACGCAUUGGAUUCGUCCGCGAGGUUAUUCGGAUUGGCGUUCCCUUCGUCGCGAGGAAGUGCAAGGUCCGACGGUGAAGGGAGGGAGGAGGAGGAGGAGAAGGGUUUAUCUCGACCGUCUUCGGCGGACCCUGCGUUCGAAUGGAGGACUUUGACGCGCUCGGUCGAGGAGUACAAUGAGUUUAUUGCGCGCGUCGAGGAGGUCGAGGCGAAGGAUGCGCAGAGUGCGGAGGAAGGGAAGGCAAAAUCGUGGUUGGUCGAUGCGCCGAUCCAACCUUGUGUGAAGAUGCGGAUCGCCAAGAUCAAGGCGGGCGCUGCGUUGGGGACGAAUAGGAAGAAGAGGAAACGACGGACGACGACGAUCGCGACGGCGAACACGCCGAAUAAAAGACCUAUGCGAUCGAGCGUGUUGGGGAGGAAGACGUCGAGUUAUUUCGAGGUCGACGAAAUCGAGGACGACGAGGCUUCGGUAGAAGGACAGAGGAGGUCACUUCGCACGAGGGCGAGGAGGAUGGUCCAACAGCAGCAAGAGCAGUUGGAAGAGGACGAAUCGACCGACGAGGACGACGAAGACGACGACGAAUUCGAACCGGAACCAGUACCGAUUCCGACCAAACCACUUUCACAAGCUCUCAAGGAUCGUCUACCGAGCGUUCAGGAACUGCAGACCGUCUUGGAUGGACUGCAUGCUCAACGUGAGGAGGAGGAAAAGUUCGUUCAGGAGCGGCUCGGAGGAGGGAACAACGGGUCGGCGGUGGCCUCGUCUUCGAAAAUCACGUUGGAUUCGAUCCACGGACGCAGCGGCGCCGCGUCCUCAACGACGACGACUCUGCCUUUCCUUCCACCCCGUCUUCCGACCCCACCACCACCACCUGUCAUCUCCGCCCGAUCAGCGCGUCUUCGAGUGCAGGAAGAGAAGGCCCACCACGACUACUACACCCAAUUGAACGAAGAGAAGCAACGCCAAAAGAUUCAACACGAGCUCGCGCAACGCGAACACAAAAAGAGGCAAGAGGCGAAAACCAAAGCGCAGGCGUUGAAGAUUGCUCGAGCGGAGGAGAAGAAGAGGGAGGAGGAAGAGAGGGAGAGGAGUAAGAGGCAAGGGGAGAGGAAGGAGUUGGAGAAGAGGAUCAAGGAGCGGAGGGCCGAGGGGGAGGGGGGGAGAAGAGUUUCCCAGAGGUUGAGUUUGAUGUUGGAGGUUGAUGAGGAGAGACUGAGGGUGUUGGUGGAGGAGGAGACAAAGAGGGAGGAAGAGAGGAGGAGGAGGAAGGAGGAGAAGAUCGAGAAGGAGGUGAGGCAAGGGACGGAGGAGGCGGGGGAGGCCAAGGGGGUGAAUGAGGUGUCGAAGGUGAAGGAUGGAGAGGUUGUGGGGCCACCUAGUGCUGAGGUCGCGAUGGGAGAUGGCACGGUUUCCGCGAAUGGGUCGACCGCACCAUCGCCGACCCAACCAUCCACGACGAAUGGAGUCGAAGCAGGGCCCGUCGAUGUAUCAGUCCCAGCGAACGAGGAGUCCACACCACCCAUCGUCGAAGCUGCUCCAUCACCCUUUCUUGAUACACCCGUCGCGCCGCCGAUCGAAGCGAGUGCAGUCCCCUCACGACCCGAGAUGAAUGGUCAUGAUUCGCUUCCCAAAGGCUCUACGCCGCAACCAUGA